GUCAAAGAAGCAUUCCGAAGAGAUGGAGAAGCAGGAGAGCCAACACUCAUCAUUAGAUGAAAAUCCAAAGCCAUGGCAGUCUUAUCACACUGUUUACACCAACGCUAAAGCAGGUAUGGAUGGAGUGGACAAGGAGAAAGUGCAAAGAGUUGUGUAUGAGAUGAGCAAGGGAUCCAAGUAUUAUGAGAAUGAGGAACGCAAGGAAGCCUUUAUAAGGCAGAAGAUAGAACACAUGCGUGCUCGUUGUGCCAAGCUUACACCACAUGAUAUUUCACACCAUCAGAAGGUUGCAGAUAAAAGAGUUGCAGAGCUAGAAGCUACACGUGACCUGUCUAGAACUUGGCUACAUGUAGAUAUGGAUGCUUUCUAUGCAGCUGUAGAGACAUUGAGCAAUCCCUCUUUAAAGGGCAAGCCAAUGGCUGUUGGCGGAAUGUCAAUGAUAUCCACUGCUAACUAUGAGGGCCGAAGGUUCGGGGUUCGUGCUGCAAUGCCUGGCUUCAUUGCACGUAAAUUGUGUCCAGAGUUAAUUUUUGUUCCCACAGAUUUUAAGAAGUACACAUAUUACAGUGAUUUAACCAGAAAAGUUUUCCACAACUAUGAUCCUAACUUCAUGGUGACUAGUUUGGAUGAAGCAUAUCUUGACAUAACAGAGGUUUGCCGAGAAAGGGGCAUUAGCAGUGCAGAAAUUGCCGAAGAACUCAGAGCCAGAGUUUACAAAGAGACUGGUUUGACCUGCAGUGCAGGAGUAGCACCAAACCGCCUACUUGCUAAGGUUUGUUCAGAUAUCAACAAGCCAAAUGGACAGUUUGUUUUGCCAAAUGACCGGAUGGCUGUGAUGACAUUUAUAUCAUCCCUUCCUAUACGAAAGAUUGGAGGCAUUGGUAAAGUCACUGAGCAUAUUUUAAGAGAUGUUUUUGGAAUUAAUACAUGUGAGGAAAUGCUGGGAAAGGGCAGUUUUAUCUGUGUGCUUUUUUCAAAUUCCACGGCAGAUUUUUUUCUCUCUGUGGGACUGGGGCUUGGAGGUACAGCCACCCCUCAAAUCAGGUUCAGAAAAAGUAUCAGUAAUGAGAGAACCUUCUCAGCCACAAAAGACAAGGCAUUUCUAUAUCAGAAAUUGGGUAAGUGACUUAAACAUUCUGUUCUUUCCUAUCAAAAUGAAUAUAUUGUGAGGUAAUGCUUUGUUAUAGAGCCAUUGCUUGCUAUCAUCGGUCCAUUCUUUUGCUGUUCCAUUUCUGAAACUCGAUUCCAGAUAUUUAAGUAACAUGCUAAGGCCUUUCUAAACUGUCGAUAUUUUAUCGGUAUUGACAUUACACCUGA
Messenger RNA from Mangifera indica (mango), 1317 nucleotides. Its product is annotated as DNA polymerase kappa-like. The coding region runs from base 23 to 1126 and encodes 367 amino acids. Gene Ontology annotation, molecular function: DNA-directed DNA polymerase activity. The record is from RefSeq and is a predicted model, not a curated record. Gene Ontology annotation, biological process: error-prone translesion synthesis. Gene Ontology annotation, cellular component: nucleus. Lineage: Eukaryota; Viridiplantae; Streptophyta; Magnoliopsida; Sapindales; Anacardiaceae. The transcript has 9 exons.